AUGAAUAUUUAUGACUCUUCUUUGAAGAUUUUGGACUUUUUUGAAAAAUAUUUGAAAAUAAAUUCAGCAAAUUCAGUCCUAAUCUUCGAAUUAUGCUAUACAAAGCUGGCAUUAUAUUUUGAGAACGAAUCUGUUAUUGAUGAUAUCCUUCCUAUUAAGAUUUCCGAGAUAAUUUCAAAAAUUAAAAAAUUAUCUCCAGAAAUAAAUGAAAAUUUCGCCAAAAAGAUAUCAUCAUCGGACACAUUGCAGGAUACAUGUGCAUGUCUACUCAUUUGCUCCACUGUUUACAAAGAUAAUUCAUGUAAUGAAAUUUCAAUUUCGGCAAUUUUGACAUUUAGUGAAGUUUUAGACUUUUCUGUUCCAUUUGAGUACGAUCAACAGCUUUCUGCUGUUAUCCUUUAUUCAUCGUUCCUUUCUUAUUGCGCAAAUUUGUUUGAAGGAAAAACAAUUUUUGAAUUCUUUGAGAAAUUAGUUUAUUUUUCUGAAUAUGAUGUUUCAUCUGCAUUAAUUAAUCUCUCUAAGAACAAAAACAUCCACGAAUUCAUUACAAAUGACUUCGUUGUCACUUUGGCUUCAACAAGAAACGAAUCUUUACUCAAAUGCGCAGCAAUUUUCAUUGAAUACCUCAAAGAUGGACAAGAUGAGGUACUAGGAACAAUUAUUGGCCUUCUAUAG
Trichomonas vaginalis G3 is the source of this 675-nucleotide messenger RNA. RefSeq lists its product as uncharacterized. The record is from RefSeq and is a predicted model, not a curated record. The transcript has a single exon. NCBI's taxonomy places the organism in Eukaryota, Parabasalia, Trichomonadida, Trichomonadidae. The coding region runs from base 1 to 675 and encodes 224 amino acids.